CAGCCUCCGCCCCUCGCCGCCGUCUCCAGGGCGCCGGACGCCACGCGGGCAGCCGGCCCGGGACGCAGGGAGAGUGAGAGCGACUUGGGCUGCCAUGACGAAAUACCAUAGACCGGGUGGUUUAAACCACAGAAUUUUCUUACAGUUCUGGAGACUGGAAGUCUGAGAUCAAGCUGCCAUUGAGGGCAAGUUACUGUUUUCAGAAUCCAAGUGAAAUCUAACGCUAUAAAACAAUGCCAAGAGCAAAUGAAGGGAAACAAAAAUCUAAAGGGGCACCCCUGCCCAUCGUUUUGAUUCUUCAAAAGUUUCUGAAAACAUAUGAGAAACACUGUGCACAGUCUCAGACGUCCGUGUGUCCAGCCAUCAAAAGUGACCUGAAAAGCAGCAUUGACAGUGACCAGGUGCUCAGGAAGUUUAUGCUUGUAAGACCCGAUGACUCCCCACCAAGAAUCCUACCAGUUUCCUUGGAACCUUUGCUCAUGACCAUUCAAGAUGAGCAUUACACACUGGCGAAAGACAUCUGCAUCUGGGGCCUUCAACUGAGCAACCCAGAGAUUGCCAGACUUGCUUUGCUUCUGGAAUUGAAAGGGCACACCACCUGCCUGUUUACCACCCUAGAAAUCAUUGAUUGCAAGAUGGAUCUGUGGUCUCUAGAGCGACUUGGGAAGGCUCUGCGGUUCAGUAGUUUGCAUUCUCUUGUCCUCGAUUACUGCAAAUUUGGAAAUGAAGAACUUGAGAGCAUUUUCUCAGGCCUGGAGAACAACCAAAGGCUUCAAGGCCUCAGUCUGCGUUACUGUGGUCUGGGACCUCAGAGCGGGCUAAGGCUGGGUUCGGUCAUCAGCCAGAGUGCCAUUUGCGAGCUGUUCCUUGAUGGCAAUUACUUGGAAUGUUCCGGAGCACUGGCUCUUCUCAGGCCCAUAGCAGGCUUUGCGGAGACACAGGGGAAAGACCAGCCAGCCCCAGGCUCACCAGACGCUGGAAAUCCCCCUCAGCGGCUCCAAGCCAAACAGAGAGGAAGUUCAACUAUGAACCAGAUUACAAAAUCGUCUGAAGCUGUAACAGUGAAAACUACCUCAGGGAAGAAAAAGAGAAAAAAAGGAAUCAAGAAGAAAAUUGAAGGUCUGAUGGAAACUGGUCCUUGGUUAGUGAAGUUGCAUUUGGCAGAUAAUGGCAUAGAUGGAAAAGGAAGAGAAGGAGAAAAUGGUUUAUUGGAAUUCAUUCAAACUUUAACAUGCCUGAUCAAAUACUCUGCCUACUUAAGGGAAAUUGACCUUGGAAACAAUGUUCUGGGAGAAAUGGCUGCUGCUAACAUACUUGAAGCGCUGAGAGCCAGAAAGACAGGUAAACUACCGGUCUUAAAAAUUACAGUCACUCCCCAGAUCUCUUCAGAUACCUUCAGCUCAAUUUGGAAAAAUAGCAAGAAGUCUAACACUAUGCGUAAAAAGAAGAAAAAGACUAAAAACUGAAUAUAGGUGCUAUAUUUCCAUAUGGAUGUCAUCUAUUUCCAUGGCCAAGCAGAUAUGCCUGGAUAGAUAUUGCUUAUUCUAUAGUAAUAUUUUUCACUGUAACCAAGUCCCUUUGAAGUUCUCAAAUUUGAUGAUUAUUGUAUGAAAGUUUAAAGUCAUGUGAUAAUCCUGUCUUGUGAUGAUCCCAUCACACUUGUCAUUUUCUAAAAUGUGGGUUUCACAAGUAGGCCUUAGUAAAAAAAGACUCAAUUCUCUGAGGCUUCAUCUCUCCUGCAUAUGAAAUUUAUAAGUUGAAGGAAUUCAUACUUUUAUCUAAAAAGGAAAGAAUCCUCUUUCAUAAAUAUACCUAUAGUUGGGAACAAUAAGAAUGCUUGGAAAUAAUAACCACUUCCUAAAAGACACCAUCCCUAAAAAUGAGGAUCCUCCCUAAAUGAGGAAACUUUUUUUUUUUAAGACAGGGUCUUGCUCUGUUGCCCAGGCUGGAGUGCAAUGGUGCAAUCUUGGCUCACUGCAACCUUUGCCUCCUGGGUUCAAGUGAUUCUCCUGCCUCAGCCUCCUGAGCAGCUGGGAUUAUAGGUGUGCACCACCAUGCCCAGCUGAUUUUUUGUAUUAUUAGUAGAGACAGGGUUUCACCAUGUUGGCCAGGCUGGUGUCGAACUCCUGACCUCAGGUGAUCCACCUGCCUUGGCCUCCCAAAGUGCUGGGAUUACAGACGUGAGCCACAGCGCCCAGCCAAAUGAGGAAACUUUUAAUUCCUCUGCCCCACCCUGAAGAUGCCACAUAGCCCCGUGAGAAAUGGAAGAGGUGUGGUUGAUUGAUAUACAGAUGACAGUGGGUGAGUUGAGUUUUAUAUGCCACAACAAUUAUGGUGCAGGAUGAAGAGCAUGGCCUAGGCAGUUAGAUGAACCAGAAGUCUCUAUGGAGGAACUGCCGCUUUCCAGGUACUGAGCCUGGGCAAGUCAGUUCACCUCAUGCUCCUCAGUUUCCUCUUGUGUAAGACAUAGUUAAGAGUAGCAGGGCUGGGUGCAAUGGCUCAUGCCUGUAAUCCCAGCAAUUUGGGAGGCUGAGACAAAAGGAUCGCUUGAGGCCAGGACUUCAAGACCAGCCUGAGCAACAUAGUGAGACCCCCUAUCUCUACAAAAAAUUUAAAAAUUAGCCAGCUGUGGUGGCAUGUGCCCGUAGGCCUCGCUAUUUGAGAGGCUGAGGCAGGAGGAUUGCUUAAGCCCAGGAGGAUAACGCUUCAGUGAGCUAUAAUUGCACCACUGCACUCCAGUCUGGGUGAGGAAGUGAGACCCUAUCUCAAAAAAAAAAAAAAGGGUAGUGCCUAUCUCAGCUGGUGAGCAUUGAAUGAGACCACACAUGUCAAGCAUUUUAGAACAAUGCCUUGUUCAUAUUAUACACUCAAAAAUAAAUAUGAGUGGCUCUUAUUAUUGCUGCUGUUAUUGUGGAUGUUAGAAUUGAGUGGUGCCAGUUAUUUCACCUAUGACAACCACACAAGAAACAUAGG
This is a messenger RNA of Pan troglodytes (chimpanzee), 2973 nucleotides long. RefSeq lists its product as uncharacterized. The record is from RefSeq and is a predicted model, not a curated record. Gene Ontology annotation, biological process: cell migration; regulation of angiogenesis; regulation of Arp2/3 complex-mediated actin nucleation. The transcript is spliced from 12 exons. Gene Ontology annotation, molecular function: ribonuclease inhibitor activity; protein binding. Gene Ontology annotation, cellular component: nucleoplasm; plasma membrane; angiogenin-PRI complex. Bases 234 to 1466 code for a protein of 410 amino acids. NCBI's taxonomy places the organism in Eukaryota, Metazoa, Chordata, Mammalia, Primates, Hominidae.